Molecule: messenger RNA, 1764 nt
Organism: Ricinus communis (castor bean)
Lineage: Eukaryota; Viridiplantae; Streptophyta; Magnoliopsida; Malpighiales; Euphorbiaceae
Product: glycosyl hydrolase 5 family protein
Exons: 3
Coding region: 14-1669 (551 amino acids)
Molecular function (GO): hydrolase activity, hydrolyzing O-glycosyl compounds
Source: RefSeq, a predicted model, not a curated record
UCUAAUCUUGCAAAUGGCAGGAAAAAUGAUUAAAACGAUUCUUUUGCUGUCAUUAUUUUUUGUACUGGGAAUUCCUUGCUUUUCUCUUCCUUUGUCAACAAAUGGAAGAUGGAUAGUUGAUGCGAAAACAGGCCAAAGAGUGAAGCUAACUUGUGCAAAUUGGCCAUCCCAUGUUGAGUCAAUGCUAGCAGAGGGUCUCGACAAGAAGCCAUUGGAUUACAUUAUUCAUCAGCUUUCAAGGAAUCACUUCAACUGUGUCCGUUUUACGUAUGCAACGCAUAUGUAUACUCGAUACGCUAAUCGCACUGUGUCAGAAACUUUUGAUUCAUUAAAUCUAACAGAUGCUAAAGCAGGAAUUGCAAAGUAUAAUCCUUCAUUUUUGAGCAUGACCCAUGUUCAAGCCUUUGACGCUGUGGUUGAUCAGUUUGGUGCACAGGGUGUACUGGUGGUACUCGAUAAUCAGGUUAGUAGACCAACUUGGUGCUGUGGUUAUGACGACGGUAAUGGGUUUUUUGGCGACAAGGAUUUUGAUGCUGAGGAAUGGUUACAAGCUUUAGCUACCGUAGCCGACCGCUUUAAGGGCAAAUCUCAGGUCAUAGGAAUAAGCACCCGAAAUGAGCUACGUGGACCUUCCUCAAAUGAGGAUGACUGGUAUAAAUACAUGCACGAAGGAGGAUCAACCAUUCACAGAGCAAACCCAGACGUACUUAUCUUUGUUUCAGGGAUAGGUUAUGCUAGUGAUCUCACUUACCUACAGAAUAAGUCUUUGGAUACUAACUUUGAUAACAAGUUAGUAUAUGAGGCUCACUGGUAUCCUUUUAGUUGGGGAGUUGGCAAAACUUGGGAUUUAGAGGAUGUGAAUGGUGCUUGUUAUGAUAAUACUCAAUACUUCGUCAACCAUACUGGUUUUGUCAUUAAUGGCGAGAAGCCAUUCCCUAUGUUUUUGGGUGAAUUUGGUAUUGAUCAAAGAGGUUUAAGCAGAGGUGAUGAGCAUUUUAUGGCCUGCUUUAUGGCUUAUGCUGCUGAUACUGAUGUGGACUGGGGUUUCUGGGCAUGGCAAGGAAGCUAUUAUUACAGAGAAAAUCAAACUGGCACAGAGGAAACUUUUGGGGUCAUGAAUUUUAACUGGAAUCGUGUUAGAAAUCCAGAGUUCCAAAACAGGAUGCAGCUUAUAACGAAGAAACUUCAAGAUCCAAGUUCAAAUUCUUCGACAUCCUAUAUAAUGUUCCAUGCACUGAGUGGAAGCUGUAUCCAUACAGAUGGCAACAAGGAAAUCUAUGCAACAAGUUGCAAGGCUCCCCGUCGUUGGAGUGAUCCGGCAGGAGAUGUGAUUCCGAUGAAAUGGCUCCACGACGGAGAUGGUGCACCAAUCAGAUUGAAAGGAACUAAAUUGUGCCUUAAAGCACUUGGAGAGGGGCUUGCACCAAUUCUUUCAGAAGACUGCUCAAGCCCGCAAAGUUCUUGGAAAUUUCUUUCAAAGACUAAGCUUCACUUGGCUGCCACAGAUGAAAAUGGAGAAUAUCUUUGCUUGCAAAAGGAAUCUCCUUACACCUCCAAGAUUCUUACUAACGCUUGCAUUUUUAUGAAUGAAGAGCCAGAGUGUGGUAAAGAUCCACAAAAAGAUCCAGUAACUCAAUGGUUUAAGCUUGUCAAGACAAACCUAUUAUAGGUUAAUAUCUUUGUUCCUUACUCUUGCUAGGUUUGUUUUUGCUUUUUCUGUUUGUUAGUUCCUCAUUACAAGUAGUUAGUGUUUUUCGGUAAUGU